AGUCGGAGGAGAGGGCGAGAGAGAGAGAGAGAGGGAGAGAGUCUAUUUACGGCAAGAAAAAGCGAAGCUGGUAUAAACCAGGGGGAGGCCUUUCCUUCUUCACCCUGCGUGAACUGUAAAACGCAGGUGAAGACAGGGAUUGAGACGGAGCUACGGGGCUGUGCGGGGGCUGCUUUCACCUGAACACUCGGCGGUGAGGGAGGAGCGGAGGACACGCCAGAGGAGAGAGACAGAGGAGAGAGAGAGAGAGAGAGAGGGAGAGAGGGGGUGCAGAAGAUGCUGUGAUCCGCUGCUGAGCACUCGCAGGGAUGUAGAGUGGGAGAGACGGGGAGAGGCAGGGAAGGGGGAGGACCGCACCGCGUUGAAAAUGGCAGUUUUGAGGGGAAUAUGCCUUUCGCCCCGACAUAACGUGGCGGAUGAAUGUGAACGUUUGGCGACGCCCGGAAGCUUGAGGAGGUGCGGGUUUUGCUGACAGGCCGCUCGCUGCUCGGCUAAACCGGAGCUAGCCCCCCGCUGCUGUGGCUAACAUAGCAUGUUGUUGCACCUGUGAAAUAGGCCUGACACACACGCACGCACGCACGCACACACACACACACACACAUAGAAUACAUUAGAGAUGUAAACUACAGUGCUAACAUCUGUGUGGCGUAUGUGACGUUUAGCUGCGAGACUCAAGCACCAAAUGACAUUAAUUUAGUCAGAAAGUGUUGAAAAACCUGCUUGUUUCAUAGAGUAUAUAACGUUAACUUUAUUCUCUUCGUUAUGUGUCAUAUAUAUGUAUAUAUCUAUGUACAUAGAUAUAUAUAGUUAACGUCAUACAUGUAACGAGGUGCAAGUUAUGCUAAUAAGCUAAUGUACAAAGGUAAAAGUCAUUAGUCAUGUGUAUCUUUAGGGUAGCGCUCAGUAUUUAAGACUUAAAUAAAUCAGCCAGGUCACUCAGUGUCAUCACUUUCUCCUCUGUACUCUAUCCACUAGUAUGUCAGCUUCCUUUACUAACAGCAUCGUACGUGUAAACACAGAUAUUGAGAUGAAGAUUGCUCAUAUACCGUCCACACAUUUCAAAUCAUCUCUCCCUUUAACUUCAUAGCAGCACUGGAAAUGAUUUAAGUUGAGCACCAUCUUGUAUCUUGCACAAUAAGAAGCUGUGUAAUAGAGUAACUGCAAUAAAUCUAAUAAAUAUCAGCCUCCUGUCAGAGCAGCAUGAGUAAGGAACUGUCUCUCAGUCAGUCAGCUCAAUAUGUUGGGCCAUAUCGACUGGAAAAGACACUGGGGAAGGGACAGACAGGACUGGUCAAGCUGGGGGUCCACUGUAUCACAGGUCAGAAGGUCGCAAUCAAGAUAGUCAACAGAGAGAAGCUGUCCGAGUCUGUCUUGAUGAAGGUUGAGAGGGAGAUUGCCAUUCUGAAGCUGAUUGAACAUCCGCAUGUGUUGAAGCUGCAUGAUGUUUACGAGAAUAACAAAUAUCUGUACCUGGUGUUGGAGCAUGUGUCAGGAGGAGAGCUCUUCGACUACCUGGUGAAGAAGGGCAGACUGACCCCAAAAGAGGCCAGAAAGUUCUUCAGGCAGAUCAUCUCAGCUUUGGAUUUCUGCCACAGUCAUUCUAUCUGUCACAGAGACCUAAAGCCUGAGAACUUGCUCCUGGAUGAAAAGAAUAACAUCCGAAUCGCUGACUUUGGCAUGGCCUCCCUGCAGGUGGGAGACAGUCUGUUAGAGACCAGCUGUGGAUCUCCACAUUAUGCGUGUCCUGAAGUCAUACGGGGGGAGAAAUAUGAUGGGCGGAGAGCAGACGUGUGGAGCUGUGGGGUCAUCCUGUUUGCUCUGUUGGUGGGUGCCCUGCCUUUUGACCACGAUAAUUUACGCCAGCUCCUGGAGAAGGUGAAAAGCGGAGUGUUCCACAUGCCCCACUUCAUUCCCCCAGACUGCCAGUCUCUGCUCAAGGGCAUGAUUGAGGUCAACCCUGAGAAGAGGCUCACGCUAGAGGCCAUCCAGAAACAUGCCUGGUACCAGGGUGGCCGCAACGAGCCUUGUCCAGAGCAGCCUCCUCCCAGGCGAGUGUGCGUGAAGCGAAUCUCUUCCCUGACCGAACUGGACCCAGAUGUGCUGGACAGCAUGCACUCGCUGGGCUGUUUCAGAGACCGAGUCAAGCUCACCCGAGACCUGCAGUGUGAAGAGGAAAACCAGGAGAAGAUGAUUUAUUAUUUGUUGCUGGACAGAAAAGAGCGCUACCCAAGCUAUGAGGAUGAGGACCUACCUCCGCGCAAUGACGUAGCAGACCCUCCGAGAAAGCGUGUUGACUCUCCGAUGCUGACACGCCACGGCCGCUGCCGUCCCGAGAGGAAAAGCCUGGAGGUGCUGAGUGUGACUGAACAGGGGUCUCCCACCCCGCCUCGCAGGACCCUGGAUACAGCUGCACACAGCCAAAGGUCUCGCUCAGUGAGUGGAGCUUCCACUGGUCUCUCCUCCAGCCCGCUCAGCAGCCCCCGGUCCUAUCAGAGCCCCAUCUUCACUUUCAGCCAAUCAGACGUCACCUGUGCCACCGCAACCCCCCUCACAAAGGAGGGGCCUAAACAGGGAAGCAUCACAACUCCUCGCUCAGCACGGGCUCAUGACAAGCCCAAAGCUCCCCCCAACCCAAAGACCCAGACCCUGCCCAUCAAGGGACCCAUCGAGCGGCCCCACCUGCAGCCCAUCAAAUCCCUCCCUCUGCACAACCCAUCCUCCCGCUCCCCCUCUCCCUCUCCGCUCCUGUCACCCAUCCCUCGUUUCUUCUUUCCUUCGUCCUCUGUCCUAAAAUCAGUGACUAAGAGCUUCUACCCAAACUCUGCCCACUCUGUGCCGCAGGUCACUCCCCAGGGCUCUCCGUUGCCCACACCCUUGGGCACCCCUGUCCACCACCCUCACCACCCCUCCUCCACCCCGCCCUCCUCUUCCUCGUCCUCGUCCUCCUCGCGGGCGGAGGGAGGGGGAGGGGUGGGUUCGUUGUCGCUGACCCCGCCCUCCAGUCCAGGAGGGGGAAGCGGCAUGGCAGCCAGCAGCUCUGCCCACUGGAGGACUCGCCUCAAUUCUUUCAAGAACAACCUGUUGGGCUCGCCCCGUUUCCAUCGUCGCAAGCUGCAGGUUCCUACAUCAGAAGACAUGUCCAGUCUAACGCCAGAAUCCAGCCCAGAAUUGGCCAAGAAAUCAUGGUUUGGAAACUUCAUUGGUUUAGAGAAAGAGGAGCAGAUCUUUGUGGUCAUCAGAGACAAACCUCUGAGCUCAGUUAAGGCCGACAUUGUGCACGCCUUCCUGUCUAUCCCGUCACUCAGCCACAGUGUCAUCUCCCAGACCAGCUUCCGGGCCGAGUACAAGUCCUCCGGCGGCCCCUCCGUCUUCCAGAAGCCUGUCAAGUUCCAGGUGGACAUUGCUUUCUCAGAGGGCGAGAGGGAGCGAGACAGGGAGAGAGGCGAGAGGGAGGGAAGGAGGGAGAGCGGACUCUACAGCGUGACAUUCUCCCUCAUAUCAGGCCCCAGUCGCAGGUUCAGACGAGUGGUGGAGACGAUUCAAGCUCAGCUUCUCAGCUCUCAUGAUCAACCCAUGGUGCCAGGCCUAUCUGAUCCCUUCCCAGAUGAGAAGAAUAGCCGGCCCCACGGCACCCCCACCCGCCAAAACUCGAGGCGCUCCGAGGGUGGGGGCGACAGGUGUGAGUGGGGCGACCGCGCCGAUGGUGCAGGCAUAGGAGGCAGCGGGGGAGUCCUGCAGCGCAGAGGCUCGGCCAAAGAGAGAACCCGACUGCUGUCCUCCAACGGAACCCAGUCCCAACCGUAGGAUGUAGAGUGAAACCACUCAGCGAGAUUGCUGGAACUACUGCAGACAGAAGACAGUAAAGAGUCAAUCUCAGCAUAUCCCCGGCUAUUAUUCCUUGACUAAGUUAAUGAAUGUGCUUGACCAUAGCAAGGAUUGAGCCUCCUCCACAUUGUGUUUCUUUACAACUCCUCAUUCUCUCCUCAGUCUUUUUGGAUUACCGGGAUUCCUUCCCUUAAAUGAGAAACAAGUUAGGGAAUCGCCCUUGAAUGGAAAAAAAAAACUAUGUUUGGUAUCUGUCAUAGAUGUUUACAGAUCCAACCAGGACUUUUGAAGUGCUAAUGUGCAUGCUGGUUAGCAAAUCAGCCUGCUAAAGGAUGCUGACCAGAUGAUCAGAUAGGCUAGUCUACCAUAGCAUUCUAACACAGUAUCUGACUCCAAAAACAAGUCAUAGUCCUUUGAUGGUGUGCCCAUGUCACUGUCAAGCAACCAGUCCAUAGUCAAAGACAUAUAGAUAAGCCCUCAACGUUAGCAUUCUGCUAACGCUUUGAUUCUCUCAGGAGAAAACCACACGUGUAGAGUCCCAGCACUGUCUUCUCCCGAGGUCAAGAGAAACCAACACAGUAAGCUAAGUUAAGUUGAAUGUGAAAUAAAUAUUUUUUUAUUUUGUUCUCAUUUAUGUUUACAUCAUAU
Molecule: messenger RNA, 4473 nt
Organism: Solea senegalensis (Senegalese sole)
Lineage: Eukaryota; Metazoa; Chordata; Actinopteri; Pleuronectiformes; Soleidae
Gene: brsk1a
Product: BR serine/threonine kinase 1a
Exons: 19
Coding region: 1201-3804 (867 amino acids)
Biological process (GO): intracellular signal transduction; microtubule cytoskeleton organization; protein phosphorylation
Cellular component (GO): cytoplasm
Molecular function (GO): ATP binding; tau-protein kinase activity; protein serine/threonine kinase activity
Source: RefSeq, a predicted model, not a curated record